Molecule: messenger RNA, 540 nt
Organism: Acanthoscelides obtectus
Lineage: Eukaryota; Metazoa; Arthropoda; Insecta; Coleoptera; Chrysomelidae
Source: the annotation of a GenBank genome assembly
AUGUUCAUAUUAGGAAACCAAAACUUGUAUAAGAGACCUACACUGGACAGAAUGUUCGCUUCGACGUCACAAAGAAAUGAUGAUGAUUUGCGGACGUCUUACAAUAUCUCGUUACUUAUAGCAAAAUCCGGAAAACCGCAUACUAUCGGAGAGAAGUUAAUUUUGCCAGCCGUUGAAGAGGUUUUUAAAACUGUUUUACACAAACCUGCAUCUGAUAUCAUUAAAAGAAUUCCCUUAAGCAACAAUACUGUUGAAAGACGUAUUGAUGAAAUGAGUUCUGAUAUUGAAAGCUUCUUAUGUAACUAUUUGCAAACGACCCAUUUCUCUAUACAACUGGACGAGUCAACUUUACCUGAUAAUGCAGCAUUAUUAUUGGCAUAUGUUCGUUUUAUUAUGAAUCAAGAAAUCUACGAAGAACUGCUCUUCGCAAGAACUUUGAUAACCGACACUAAAGAACGACAAGGUAAUAGAAGCAGGUUUGCGGACCAAGGGGAAACAUUUCUUUUGAAAGGCUUGGAAGUUUUACAGGAGGAUUGUUGA